Molecule: messenger RNA, 2143 nt
Organism: Nicotiana attenuata
Lineage: Eukaryota; Viridiplantae; Streptophyta; Magnoliopsida; Solanales; Solanaceae
Product: probable WRKY transcription factor 21
Exons: 3
Coding region: 747-1820 (357 amino acids)
Biological process (GO): regulation of DNA-templated transcription
Molecular function (GO): DNA-binding transcription factor activity; sequence-specific DNA binding
Source: RefSeq, a predicted model, not a curated record
GUACCAGUACUUGACUAAUGAGUAAUGACUAUUGUUCUGUGUGAUUCUCUCUCUAAUCUAUUGUAUUUUUUCUGAAAAUAAACAAUCAUAAUACAUGAAUAAAUAUUAAAGAUUGCAGCUUUCUACACUUUUGGACGUGUAUUUUUUUCUUUUCUCUAGCUGAGCAAAAAAGUCUCCUCUUUCACACCCCCCAAAAAACACUCUUUUUUUUCUCAUCAUAACCCCUAUGAAAAUUGAAGAAUCUAGGGUUUGAGUUUGACACUACACAAUAAUAAGUGUAAAGAUCCAAUCUUUAUUGCUUUUUUUUCUUAUUAAAUGCUAUUGUUGCUGCUUUUAUGCUGAUUUUCUCAUCUGGGUAUGUUUUAUUUUCUGUUAAUUUCAUUCCUAUAGUUCAAUCUUGAUUUCCUAGCUGGUAUUGUGAGCAUGGUUUCUUUUUGAGUUUAGUUUCUUGAAAUUUCAAUAAAAAGAACCAAUUUUUUUCUUGCAAAUGGGUGUCUAUUGCUUCUGUUUUCCUUCUUUUUCUUUUUCUCAUAAUUUUCUGGUUGAUUGAAAUUCUGUUUCUUAAUUUUUUCAAUAACCGUGGUGUUCGGGCCAGCUUGCACACCUUAACUAAAUUAAUGGGGUAUCUGCUACCUCCGACCAGCAUAGGUAGCGAUUUUUGUAGGGGGUUGUAGUUUUUCUUGUGUUUUUGGGUCAAGUACUUUGAUAUUAGGAAUUAAAGUUCCAUUUUUUUUUCUUUCAUUUUUAUGUAUUUUGGGGUUGAGAGUGGUACAAUGGAGGAAAUAGAAGAAGCUAACAAGGCUGCAAUUGAGAAUUGUCAUAGAGUUAUUAGUCUUUUAUCUAAGCCCCAUGAUCAGAAUCAGUAUGGGAAUUUAUUAGUUAGAGAAACUGGAGAAGCUGUACACAAAUUCAAGAAAGUUGUCACUCUUUUGAAUUCAACUUUAGGUCAUGCAAGAGUGAGGAAAAUGAACAAAUUUAAGACCCCUUUACCUCAUAACAUCCUUGUGGAAAACCCAAGUUGCAAAAUUGAUGAUCAGCACAAACAUCUUCGGUUACUUCCUAUCGACUAUCGUGAAAAUCGAGUCCUAGAGAUUGGUUCUAAUGUGAAAUGCAAUCUAACUUUGGGUAGCUCUUCACUAGAAUUAAGUUCAAAUAGUAGAAAUCCCCUUAAUUUUGGCCAACAGACGCCUUUGCCGAGCUAUAACUAUCUUCAACAGCAGCAGCAACAACAACAACGGCGGUUUCUACUUCAGCAGCAGCAAUUGAAACAGCCGGCGGAGAUGAUGUACAGGCGCAGCAAUAGUGGCAUUAGUCUAAAUUUUGAUAGCUCGAUAUGUACUCCGACCAUGUCUUCGACUAGGUCGUUUAUCUCUUCACUGAGUGUGGACGGUAGCAUUGCUAAUUUGGAUGGUAGUAGCUUUCAUUUAAUUGGAGCUUCUCGCUCUGCGGAUCAGAGCUCGUUCCAACAUAAGAGAAGGUGCUCCGCAAGGGGAGACGAGGGAAGCGUGAAAUGUGGAAGCAGUGGGAGAUGUCAUUGUUCAAAGAAGAGGAAACAUAGGGUAAAGAGAUCAAUCAAGGUUCCUGCUAUAAGUAACAAGCUAGCCGAUAUUCCUGCCGAUGAAUAUUCUUGGAGAAAGUAUGGACAGAAGCCGAUCAAAGGUUCUCCACACCCUAGGGGAUACUAUAAAUGCAGUAGCAUGAGAGGAUGUCCUGCGAGGAAACAUGUGGAGAGAUGCUUGGAAGACCCUUCAAUGCUUAUCGUAACAUAUGAAGGUGAACAUAAUCAUCCGACAUUGCCAUCGCAAUCGGCUAAUGCAUGAAAUCUAUCGGAACCUUUUAGCAAAGAUUAUCACAAUCAUCGACAGCUUCUGCUUACUCUGUUAUUGAUUGGCCUCGCAUUGUUACUGUACAUAUUUUGCUUGUUUAAGUUUUGAAGUAAGGAUGGGGCCAAAGUUAUGGUUCAUUGGGGGGCUAUUUGGUAUUUGGAGGGUAAAACAUGAAGCCAGGAUUAGGAAGAGGUAUGCUUCAAGAUUCAAUUUUCCUGAUUGUAAGAAUAUUUCCUCAUCAAGCAUGACUCCUUGUCGAAAAAUCUUAGUACUUUUGGAGGUUUAGAUUUGUUACAAUGCCAAGGGAAGUUAUAUUC